Molecule: messenger RNA, 6956 nt
Organism: Sebastes umbrosus (honeycomb rockfish)
Lineage: Eukaryota; Metazoa; Chordata; Actinopteri; Perciformes; Sebastidae
Gene: clip2
Product: CAP-GLY domain containing linker protein 2
Exons: 18
Coding region: 1211-4318 (1035 amino acids)
Biological process (GO): cytoplasmic microtubule organization
Cellular component (GO): nucleus; cytoplasm; microtubule plus-end
Molecular function (GO): microtubule plus-end binding
Source: RefSeq, a predicted model, not a curated record
UUUAAAUGGCUCCACGUGUUCCCCGUGACCAUUAAAAUGAUAAAAUAGCUUUAUUAUUCUUCCCUAUGUACCAGAUAUCUCCAAUCUGCCUCUGUUCGCCUGUUUUCAGUCUCAAAAGAGAAGCCGCACCAGACUCCUACCAGAAUUUUUGCUAUUUAACGUUUUCUUACUUAUUGGUGAAAGUAAAAGACUAUUUUUUUGUGAUUUAAGAUAUUAUUAUGAAACAUUAAUAACCCUUUAUCAAUUCGGCAUACUUAUUAUGUUUUAAAAAGCACUGCAUCGGUGUAAAAUUGAGACUUUUAUAUCUGGCACGACAGAUGAAGAUGCACUGUCGAAGGCGUGUGAACACAGGGCGCCGUGUCAUAAACAUGGCAUGCUAUUGCAAACAAAAUGUUUUUUUGGAAGAUUUUAUACAUGCCGAAUUAAAAUAUGAGUAAGAAUGAGUGGAUUUAGCAUUGAAUCAUGCAUUGUGAGUCACGUCUUUUACCCGAUAAACACAGUCACACUUUAAAUCCCCCUUUUUUUAAACGGAGUACGUCACACGCUAGACUGUUCUCUCUCAUCUUUUCCCCCAGGAGGCUCUAGCUUCAAUCCCAGCCCCCUUUGUUCAAGUCUAGCCUGGUGGGUUGAGUCAGAGGGAGGCUGUACUAACCACCCAACUAAACCUACACCACGAAGAGUGAGAAGAGGCCGAAAAAACACAGAUAUCCUGGAGACUGAGAGGGUUUUAUGCACAGAAAAGUUGCUUUUUUGGAGUGUUGCUGAUGCUGCGUUUCGUUUCCUCUCCACCGCCUGUGUUGCAGCAGUGUUUCGGCUACUAAAACAGCAAUGCAUGUUGAUUUAUCUUCGCUCUUUCUUCCUGAAAAGAUGCAGGCUAUCUGCUAAGCCAUCAUUUGGUGUAUUGCUGCAGACACUGUGUGCACAGUUGUUGCCAUCAUCAUCAUCAUCCUGCUGCUGCUGCUCCACUCCUUCCAGUCUCUCUGUGCUCAGCAUCCAUAUUUGCAUCCCAGGGAGUGGCAACCACUAAUCCCAUCUUUUCCUGGCAAGAAAAUUGAAAGUUGUGCACCCCACCUUGGAUGCUUUAAUACCACACAGAAAGAUAAACAUGGAGAGCGAGAGCCACCACUCCGACGUCUAGUGCCUGAUCCAGUAGCCUUCAUCGCCCAGGGAGGAGCUCUCAGGUCCUGGCCCGUCUCCCUGCUUCUGUAGAAUGAAUAUGCUCAAGUCCAGUGGACUGAAAAUCCCUGGCCGGGGGCCCAAGCAUUCCAGCCCAGUGGGAAGGACCUCAGGGGGAGGAUCCAGCCCCGUCGUCCCUAAAGACAAUGCUCCUCUCAAGCCCACCACACCAACUAAAAUCUCUGAAGAGGGCGACGAAGUGUUGGGGGAUUACACAGUGGGCGAACAGGUCUGGGUCAAUGGCGUCAAACUGGGAUCUAUCGCCUACCUAGGGGAGACCCAGUUCGCCCCGGGACAGUGGGCAGGCGUGAUACUGAAUGACCUAGUUGGCAAAAACGACGGGUCAGUGGGCGGCGUGCGCUACUUCGAGUGCCAGCCCCUCCAGGGCAUCUUCACGCGACCCUCGAAGCUCACCCGACAGCCGGUCGGAGAGGGAAGCGACAGCCUCUCCUGUGAGUCGCUCUCUGCCCUGAAUCUGUCUCAUCAGAGCGGCAAUGGCGCCGCCCCUGGCCAGCGGGUGGUGAUGCCGCUGAGAGAGGGCCUGCUCAACAGCACUGUGAAGACGGGCAAUGAGUCGGGGUCCAACAUGUCCGACAGCGGCUCGGUGAAGAAAGGAGGGGAUAAGGAUCUUCGAGUUGGAGAUCGAGUUUUGGUGGGAGGCUCUAAGAUGGGAGUCAUACGCUACAUGGGAGAGACGGACUUCGCCAAGGGUGAAUGGUGUGGGGUCGAGCUGGAUGAGCCCCUGGGGAAGAAUGAUGGUGCUGUGGCUGGUACAAGAUACUUUCAGUGUCUUCACAAGUUCGGCCUGUUCGCUCCGAUCCACAAGGUGAUCCGCAUCGGCUUCCCCUCCACCAGCCCGGCCAAGGCCAAGAAGAGCAAGCGGAUGGCCAUGGGGGUUUCCUCUCUGGUCCACAGCCCCAGCAGCUCCUCCAUCAGUUCAGUCAGCUCGGUGGCCUCCUCCGUGGGCGGACGACCGAGCCGAACUGGACUGCUGACGGAGACGUCGUCGCGCUACGCCCGUAAGAUCUCGGGCACCACGGCGCUCCAGGAAGCCCUGAAGGAGAAGCAGCAGCACAUCGAGCAGCUGCUGGCCGAGAGGGACCUGGAGCGAGCCGACAUGGCCAGGGCCAACAGCCGCAUCUGUGAGGUGGAGAAGGAGCUGAACGUCCUCAAGGUGCAGCACGUGCAGUACGUAACAGAGAAUGAGAACAACCUCCAGCAAGUCAAAACCCUGUUGGCCAGCACACAGAAAGAUAAACUGGAACUGGCCAAUCAGCUUGAAGAAGAGAAAAGGAAAGUGGAGGACCUCCAGUUCAGAGUAGAGGAGGAAUCCAUCACCAAAGGAGACCUGGAGACUCAGAGGAAAUUGGAGCGCGCCCACAUUCGUCAGCUCGAGCAGAGUCUGCUCCUCGAAAAGUCGAGAGCAGAGGUGCUUCAGAAAGACUUAGAGAAGAGGAGGCAAACCACGGUUGAGGAGCAGAGUCGUAUCGUGCAGCUGGAGGAGGAGCUCAACCUCAGGAGGGCUGAGAUGGACAACCUGCAGGCUAAAAUCACAAGCUCUCAUCAAGCCGUCGACGACAACGACACCGCCGCCCCGGGCGACGACACCCAGCCGGAGACCGUCGUCCUGCGAGCACGGCUGGUGUCGGCGGGCCGUGAGCACUUCAAGGAGAGCAGCGAGCUGAAAGAGAAGUACGACAAGGCAUUAGCAACGAGCCAGCAGGAGAUCGACCAGCUGAAGGCGGCGGUGGAUAGUAAGAGCCAGGACGUCAGUGAGAUGAAGCAGAAAGUCCAACUGGCCACCAAGGAAAACAUGGAGAUGAUGGACACCUGGAAGGUUAGAUUUGACACUUUAAUGAUUGACCACCAGCGUUCUUUGGAGGACCUGAAGGCCUCGUUGAGUAGCAACCAUCCUGCUCCAGAAGGCCAGGAGCAGGACGCCCAGGAGCUGAGAGCCAAUCUGGAGAGCCUGAAGACGGAGCACCAUCUGGAGAUGGAGAACCUCAAGACCAAACACAAGAUCGAAGCCGCCAUUCUGAGCAAGGAGCGCGAAGACUUCUGCUCUCGUCUCCAGGAGGCCAAAGACCAGCUGGCCGAGGGCAACCAGACGUGGAGGACCGAGCUGCAGUCCAAAAGCGCCGAGCAGGCCCUGGGGGAGGCCACCGAUAAGCUGCAGAAGGCGGAGCAGAGGCUGGCGGAGAUGGAGAAGCUUCAGAUGGAGCAGGACAGAAGCACAGAGGGGCUGAAGGAGAGGCUGGAGCUGUCGGAGAAGAAGAUGACGGACUAUCAGGCUCUGCAGAAGGCCCAGGCAGAGAGCCAGGAGGAGAUCCAGAGACUGGAGGAGAAGCUGAGGGUGACGGCCAACCAGCUCCAGGCCAACCAGGCGGACCGCUACACAUCCCAUGAUGCAAAUGUGAUAGAAGAUAAUGAAAUUUCAGAUGAGAAGAUGAAGCUAAAACAGAACAUCGAAGAAACAAUGGAGAAGCUGUUGAAAAGGGAAAAGGAGGUCUCGACUCUCACCUCCCAGGUUGAAGCCCUCAAAACACAGAUGGGAGCGAUGGAGGGCAAAGUUCGCUCAGGGGAAAAGAAAGCCGAAGCACAGGCAAAGGAGAAGAUGCGCUUGGAGGCGGAGCUGGAGACCAUGACCAAGAAGUCCCAUGAUGCCUCUGGGCAGCUGGUCAAUAUCAGCCAGGAGUUGCUGAAGAAAGAGAGGAGUCUGAAUGAACUGAGGGUGUUACUGCUGGAAUCACAUCGCCAUUCGCGGGACAUGGAGAAAGACCUGAACCGAGAAGUGCACAAGGCCGAGUGGAGGGUCAAGGAGCAGAAACUUCAGGACGACAUCAAGACCCUGCGUGAUAAACUGCUUCUACUGGGUCGGGAGCGGUCUUCACCUGACCAACGGCGGUACUCCAUGAUGGACCCAUCUGUCCUGGACUCGGAGGUGAGCCGCCUCCGCCAGCGGCUGCUCAGCACCGAGGACGCCCUGAGGAACGCCAUGGAACACAACCAGGAGGUCGACCAGCUGGUCCUGGCCAUGCGCAGGCAUCCGGACAAAAGCCCGGUGCACGGUGCAAAUUCAGCCAAUGGAAUCCAUCAUCAGGAGUCAGGCAGUCCUCGAGAUGUUGGAGCAACACUGAUAUGAGCAGAAGAGAUCAGAAGACUGAACUGGGACACGCAGAGGUUUCUCCUGAUCCUGCGACAGGGAGGAUUUGAAGAAGAUUUCAGUUUACAGUUAAUACCAAAACGGCGAAUCUCUAUCUCGAGUGAAUUUACGUUGCAGAAAGCACCUAUUAGCCAAUCACGAAGACCGCUUAAAGUACUAUAAAAUAUAAACGGGAAAUGGACAUGAAGAGAUAUUAUCGGUACAACUCCUGAGAACGUACAGUAUGGCAACUUUUGAUGCUUUACAGUAGUUAGAAAAUUUCAAUCUACAAGUUGCCGGGAACUCUGUGACAAUUCUUAAUUUUGAACCAGAAGGCCAAAACGGCUGAUGGACAACGAUGUGAAGAACUGAAGAACUGGGUCUUUGUUUUGUUUUAUUUAUUACGUUUACUUUGCUCCUCAGCUUUGUUAUAAUCCUCUGUGGGCGAGCUGUCUUGGCCAGUGAUACUCAGAGCAACUCUUCAAGGAUGACUGACGAUUCUUUUUAGGGAGUUUGGCUCAUUUGUCACUUAACCUGAUGAGAGAAUUGGUACUGGACUUUAGUGUACAAUAUAAUAAGUCAUUGUGGGAAGUAUUAAAAAGAACCUUUAAAGUAAUACCAAACCCUAAAAUCUGUUUUUUGAUUAUAAAACACAAACACAGUAGGCUUGCAAAAUAGCUGUAAAAAAGGGUUUUGUUUCAUCCCUCUCGGUUGUGAUCAAGUUGAAUCCAUAAUGGAUUCCAAUGGUGACCAUUUUUUUUUGGUUGGAAAUUUUGUUUUUAAACCGUCCACAAAACUUUCUAAACCACCUCCCACAACGUAAUCCACUUCUCCAGCCUUGUGCCGAGACACAAUUUUUUUCCACCAGGAAACAGCAAAAUAGUCUGCUUCUGUCUCAAACCUUUCAUUCAUUUCAUACUUUUUUAAAGCAGUCCAAAUUAGGGAUGUCACAAGAACCAACACUUCGUUACCAAGUCGAUGCCAAAAUUCUGAAAACGUGACGGUACUCAUUUUUCUACAGUACCACAGUUACCGUAGAUACCGGGGGACAAGAGCUCAAGAGUAACGCCGUACUAUUGUUCGAGAGGCGAUAGAAAGUUUCCCUGAUGGGGCGCCACCCUGUAGUUCACCUGGAAAAGCGGGCGCCCCAAGUCCUGGCUGCAGAGGCCCGGGGUUCGAAUCCGACCCCUCGCCCUUUGCUGCAUGACAUCCCCUCUUUUAUCUCCCUUUUUGUGAAAGCCGCUAGUUAACGUUAGCUGUUAGUUAGCAGCUGAUGGGCAGCACAGUCCUGCUCGGCUAAAUAACGGAGCUAACAACUAACGGACAGGAGGUUGCAUUAAGUUACAAUAUGAUGCGUUCAAGCUCUAUUCAAGAAAAAUGAGCAUUGGGCGAAAGGUAAAUUACAACUGACGUGUUCAAAUGUAAUCUUGUAAAAAUGUAGUUUCUGGUGAGAAUCUAGAGGCAGAUCAUCGGGGAUUAGUAAUAAAUUCGCAAAAAUCAGUAUGUAAUAGUGGAAUGUAUGUUGAAGUACAUGAGAUUUUAUUUAUUUAUUUUAUUAACAUCUAGGCGACAAACAAAUACCACAAAAUGCUUUUUUUUUUUUUUUUUUACUGUGGCAUUGAAUUGGGUAUCGAGAAUCAUGGAAUUUCACUGGUAUCGACUACUAAAUUUACGGUUUUGUGAUAGUCCAAAUAAUUUUUUGUCAGUUACAAAACGUGAAAAGAAUGUAAUCGGGGAUGUGUAUCGGCUCAAAUCUGGCGAUACAAUACAUAUGAUACAGGGGUUACAAUUCAAACCAUGAACUAUGUUUGAGGUGUUGAAACACAACAAAUCACAAAUGACUGCUUAUUAUAAAAUCACCCAUGUGCACACUAGGAGAGAGUUAUGAUGAUCUCAACCACCAAUCCUCUCUUUGGGUAUCAGGUACGGUGGCUAUUGGGCCAAUCUUCCCUAAAAAUGUAGUACUUUUUAGCCAUUGCACAUCAGUGGACUUCCUGCUACCUGUAAGGCCUCCUGAUUUCAGCUCUGAGUUAUGUUACAGUAUAUUAUUUAUAGAAUGAAUAUAGUGAAUUAUUCCAGAUUUUUUUGCGUUACCAAUACACCUCUUAUCAGUAAUUACUUUAUUUACUGUGGACUAUGUAUCAGUACAGACUCCAUCCAUCCAUACACUGGUAUUAAUUAUACGGUACAACAUAAUGCAGAAGCUGUAUCUAAAUGUCCCUGGAUUACUUGUGUUAAAUAGGGGGCUACUGAAGGGCUGUCACAGGAGCUAAAAAACCCAAACAAUGGAUGUCAAAUGUUACGCUCAUCCUUCCACAGGUUGACAACAUCUGGAUUUCACUUGCAAAAAUGUGUAUCAUUUAUACUGUAAGUCUUCCAAAUAUUGUUUUAUCCAUAACUAAACAACUGUUUGUAGUUGGUGAUACAGGAGACGUUACACAGAGGUGAGUGGUGUGGGAAGUUUUGCAAAACAUGUAGGGUAAGACAUGUAGGGCAGGCGCUGGUCAGCUAAGAUAAAAACCUAAAUUUUUCCAUUGGAUAUUGUACAUGGCCUUUUCAGCUGGAGGGUUCAUACCCUUUGGAUUAUUGCUGCAAUGGUUUCGGAGAUUGAGUCAUUAAAUAUUAACAAUGUGGGCAA